Solanum dulcamara is the source of this 1335-nucleotide messenger RNA. RefSeq names its product polyadenylate-binding protein-interacting protein 6-like. The transcript is spliced from 4 exons. NCBI's taxonomy places the organism in Eukaryota, Viridiplantae, Streptophyta, Magnoliopsida, Solanales, Solanaceae. Bases 388 to 960 code for a protein of 190 amino acids. The record is from RefSeq and is a predicted model, not a curated record. Gene Ontology annotation, molecular function: ubiquitin binding.
UCAUUUUCUUCACUGCAUAUAUAUAUUGAACGACAGUAGACCAAUUUCUCAUUCUCUCUCCAUUUUCUCCACUUUUCUCAGAGAGAAGGAGAUUCCCUUGUAAUCUUUCAUCGAUCUUUCUUCGUUUUCUCGGAGGAAUUUAGGGUUUGAAUCUCGCUGUUCGAUCGACUAUUCCGGAGAAAGUAUAUCCAAAUUCUUAGAGAUAAAACAACAACAAAUUUCUGAAGUAUUCUGUUAAAGAGAUCCUUUGUGAAGUAGAGUAUUGCAGAGAUUCCAAGUGAAGGUGACCAUAACUCUAUGGGUUUGCAACAUUUUUCAGUGACCAACAGACAUAUUUCUGUUAUGCUGUUAAAACAGUGAAGAGUGAACUCUAUAUGCACAGCACCAAUGAAGACAGGAACAUCAACUUUGAACCCCUAUGCAGAAUCAUAUGUGCCUAUCUCGAAAAGAGGGGCACCUGAUGGAAACAAAGAAGCUAGAUCUCCAAAAGAGUUCAAGAGUGGAAGUGAGGCUGUUUGGUUGGCACCUGGUGUGACAGCUGUACGAAAUCAACAGCAGACUCCCCAAAUUUCUGAUCAGUAUAAACUGAAAGACUUUUCAACUUAUGGCUCACCAUCACAUAGUCCAGUAGGAUCUAUGGGUAAAGAAGUUCUGGGUGAGGAAUCUUUCAUGGAUUUGGCUUAUCUUCAGAUGACUUUUCCUGGAAUGUCAGAUGAAUCACUUUCUGAGGUCUAUUUAGCAAACAGUUGUGAUCUUGAUGCUGCUGUUGACAUGCUGAAUCAGCUUGAGCUCUACUCUGGUGAUUAUUCUGAAAAGCUUCCAGACAGUCUUGACAUUGGUGAUGUGUCGGACUCUGGGUUCUCAGGCGAUAGUUCAUCUCAGAAAUUGAAGACAGUGAUAGGCGAAACUGCUACAGUUGCUUCGUCAUCUGGUUUAUCAGACUCAGGUCCAGGCAGUUAAAGAUGGUUGCGCUGAAAUGGUUUUCAGAGGUCUUACUGUAGAUAUGGAAGUGUGGAUUCUAAAGGAAUGUCUUUUUUCUUGGUUGAAAUUCUCCAUAGAUACAAUACAUACAUCUUUCCCUAUCAUUGUAUAGGUUGCCUCCUUAUACUUGUGUCUUUGAGCAAUGGAUUCAAGCUCUUGUCACUAGAUAAACUAGUGAUCAAUUUUUUUUUUCUAAAUAUCUGCAAUACAGGAGAAGAAUGGUUCCCUGUCAUAGAGAUGUUUAUUUCUUGUGCAAAUGAAAUCUCUCUCGACAUACAAAUAUAUGUUCAAACUGUUGAUACCUUUGGACAUUGUCAGAUUUUGAUGAGAAAAGACUUCCUUGUUUUUUGAUUA